Messenger RNA from Prunus avium (sweet cherry), 2367 nucleotides. Its product is annotated as mucin. Lineage: Eukaryota; Viridiplantae; Streptophyta; Magnoliopsida; Rosales; Rosaceae. Gene Ontology annotation, cellular component: phagophore; autophagosome. Gene Ontology annotation, biological process: response to stress. The record is from RefSeq and is a predicted model, not a curated record.
UGAGUAAUUAACAUAAGAAAGAGGUUCUUAAAACCCUGCCCACAGCCCUUCUUCCUAAACCUCUCUCUCUCUCUCUUUCUCUGUCUGUGUCUGCCAUAACCAAAGGACCAAGUUCAACUCAGCUUACUGGUCACACCACAGGCUACAGCUUUCCGGUGAAGUUCAGAAUUCAUCAUGGAUUUAAAAAAACUCAAAGGUAUGAAUUGGGUUGGAAACAUUUACCAGAAAUUUGAAGCAAUCUGCCAGGAGGUGGAUGAUAUUGUGAAUCAGGAUACAAUUAAAUAUGUCGAAACCCAGGUGCAGACAGUGGGCAAAAGUGUGAAGAAACUCUGUUCUGAUGUCGUCCAAGAUUUAAUUCCUCCUUUAGGGAAUCCUGUUAAUCAUGACGCUCAAGAGGUGGCUAUUACAUAUAAUUCUGCCAUUAGUACUAAGUCAAGGGAAGACUUAGAGGAAAAUUCUUCGGAUGAAAUUGAAAAGCAAUCACCUGCAGAGCCCAAUGUAAUGGAUCCUGUGAUAAACCAGCCGAGUCUUGUCUCUAGUAAAUAUUUCCUUGCAGAUCAACCUAGUUCUCCAACAUCAAUGGAUGGUUCUGAGGUGUUAGAGUCCGACGUAUCUGUGGGAAAGAUUCGUGAAGUUUUUUCAAAUGAAAAAUCUUUAGGUGCAACUGAAAUGAAAUCACCUUCAGAGCCCCAUGUAAUGGAUCCUGUGACAAACCAGCCGAGUACUGUGUCUUGUAAAUAUCAACUGGCAGAUCAACCUAGUUCUCCAACUUCAAUGGAUACUCUUGAGCUGUCAGAGUAUGACUUGUCUGUGGAAAAGAUCGAUGAAGUUUUGACAAAUGAAAAGUCUUUAGAUGCAACAGAAGAAUCACCUACAGAGUGCAAUGUAAUGGAUCCUGUGACAAACCAGCUGAGUCUUGGCUCUAGUAAAUUUUACCUUGCAGAUCAACCUUAUUCUCCAACUUCAAUGGAUACUCUUGUGCUUUCAGAGGCUUACUUUUCCGUAGAAAAUCAAGAGUCUUUAGAUGCAACAGAUAAUCAACCACCUACAGAGCCCAAUGUAAUGGAUCCUGUGACAAACCAGCCGAGUCUCAUCUCUUGUAAAUGUCACAUUGCAGAUCAACAAAGUGCUCCAAUUUCAAUGGAUACACUUGAGGUGUCUGAGUCCGACUUUUCUGCGAGAAAGAUUGAUGAAGUUUUGACAAAUGGAAUUUCUUUAGAUGCAACUAAAAAUCAAUCACCUACAGAGCCCAGUAUAAUGGAUCAUGUGGCAAACCAGCUGAGUCUUGUCUCUUCUAAAUAUCACCUUGCAGGUCAACUUAGUUCUCCAACUUCCAUAAAUACUCCUGGGGUGUCAGAGUCUGACUUGUCUGUGGAGAAGAUUGAUGAUAAUUUGACAAAUGAAAACUCAGAUGCAAAUAAUGAAGAAAUUUCCAUAAAAAUCCUGGAUUUAACUUCUCCUGUUGUGUCAGAACACUUUACAGAGUCACCAUUUCAGGUAUUUGCUCACAGUAAUUAUGAAAACAGGCAUACUUUUUUGCCUGAGGUUGCAACUAUAUCCCCAGCACAUGGAUUGGAGUUUGAAUCCCAGCAAAAAUCUACUGUUUGUUCAGAUGAAAUUUUGAGUGUUUCUGGUGCCUCAAAUACUACUUCUGAAAUGGCCUUUUCAGUUGUAUCUGGGGAGGAUACUAUAGCGGAGAUGGGAAUUGCACCCUUCAGCAGCUGUAAUGCAAAGGAAUCACUUAGGCUCUUUGAAUAUUCACCUGAAAACUUAUCCCUGGAAGCAAUGUUUUCUCAUAAUUAUGUUGAGGUGACUGGGUGUGUUUCUGAUGUUUCUAAUGAGAUCCCAACAUCUGUUUCACCCUUAACUGUGUCUGGUAAAAUUAAGGAUGUGGAUAUGGGACUUUCUUCAUUCAGCAGUGUCCUAUCACUGGAACCAGUUGAAGAAGGCACUUCCAGAAUUACGUUGACCAUGCCUCUGAUAGUACCAUCUGGAAAACAGCAAGUUCAGAUCUGCGAGUCUGUUCAAUUUGAUGCUCUUAAUUCCUUUUCAGAUAUUGGCCUUUCAGAUUAAUCAAGUUGUGAUUUUUCUCACUCUAGCAUGGAAACCAUUGAUUUGCAUGAUAAGGUGAAGCUUGAGGAGAGCUGUGUCAUUGUAGACGAUAGUGUACUGCAUGCUAUCUCUUGCAGAACAAGAAAACUAAGAUCAUACAAGAAAAGAAUCCAGGAUGCUUUUACAUCAAAGAAGAGGCUGACAAAGGAAUACGAACAGCUAGCAAUUUGGUUUGGGGACACUGAUAUAAAUUCCAGCCAAGAAACACUCUCUAACAUGAAAAAUUUGCAAACUCAUGAUGCCUGUGACUCUGAA